GUUGUGAACGGGAUUCUGGAAGUGGUGUGUUUGCAUCAUGUGGUAUCCCGUAGUAACCGGUGUCUGCUGCCCACCCAUCCCAUGCCCUCAGCCGUCCCCGGUCGCGUUCCCUUGUUUGUUGACGUUCUCCUUAACGCACCGUUAGCUUGAGGCACCGGGGGCGAUGCACCGGCUCCUGCGGGACAGUUUGUGCGGUAGCAAGUGAAAGGGACGUCGGGCUAAAAGUAUGAUCGCCUCGCUGUCAAAGGGGAGCUCACUGGAGGACGUUCUUCAUGGGGGUUUUAACGAGCAUCAACUUGCGGCGUACGUUUCCUGGGUCAACUCUCAGCUGAAGAGGAAGCCGGGACUGAAACCCAUUAGUAACCUCAGACUCGAUCUGCAGGAUGGGGUGGUGCUGUCACAUCUCAUAGAGAUAGUCGCUGGGGAGGUGCUGGAGGGAGUACAUCCGUCUCCGCGAGACAAAGAGGAGAGCAGAAAGAAUGUCGAACACGUCCUCCACUUCAUUUCCUCAAAGCACAUACGCAUGCCUCACAUAUCCGCUAAAGACAUAGUGGAUGGUAACCUGAAGUCUCUGAUGAGGAUAAUCCUUGCACUGGCUGCCCACUUCAAACCAUCAGCCAACCACAGGGCCGCGUCCGGAGCAGGGCGGAACUCCAGGCGAGCUCAGUCCAAUCACAACCCUCACUCGGCGGUGGCCCUGGCACAAGGUGCAGCCGCGGCUCUAGCGUCCGCCAGACACGACGCCUCGCUGCCUGUGCGGCACUCACACCUGCGCAGUGGCUUCGGGCUGGAUGAGGAGGGGAGUGUGUGUGUGCGUGCACUCGUCAAGCAGUACGAGAGGGGGGCUCCAGAGGACCCGAAUACAACUCAGCCAAGCAGCCUCAGCUCAAUCAGUCCCCUCGCCUCCCCACGAGCUCCAGACACCAGCCAAUCAGAUGUCAAACACACACAGGACAGCCAAUCUCAGCAGGACAGUGUUCAGUUGUUAAGUACUGGAGGGAAGACAACUUGGGAUGAGGCUGUGGGAGAAUCGUUGGAGAAGGAGAUGGAAGAGGCUCGUAAAAUGGUGUCUGCUCUCCAGGCUCUGUUGCUGAAUGGGGCGCUGCCUGAGGAAGAGGAGCAGGCAACACUGCAGCUGGAGGAAGACGAUGCACAACAACUGGUGGUGGUUCGCAGUCGAUUGGACCAAAGUAUGGAGGAGGUUCGUGUACUUAAGAGGGAGCUACUCUGCUGUAAGCAGGAGAUGAGGAACUUGCAAGGAGUGAAGGAGGCCCAGCAGCAGAGGUUGUGUGUCCAGGAAGCGUCCAUCCUACAGAUGAAACAGGAAGUGCUCAGGUCUGGCAUGGCAAGGGAGGAGCUGGUCAAUCAGAACGCAGAGCUUCAGUGGAAACUAGAAGAAUGCACCAGACUGUGGAGCGAAUGCAAGAAGGAGGUGGGGCAGAAGGACAGAUUAUUGCAACAGCACAAGCAAAAACUGGAAGAGAGCCAAAAGCAGCAUGGUGAGCUGCAGAGAGAGUUGGAGCACAAGACCAGCCUUCUGCAGAGUCUGAGGAGACAGGACAACCAGCAGAUUUCUACGGACUCAGACAACAAUGGCUACUGUCAGACAGGAAGUCCAUCUUCUUCUUGGUCAGGGCAGGCGGAGGAGCUGCAGCUGGUCCGAGACGCGGUGAGGAGCCUGAGGAACAGCUUCAGGGACCAGGACCCCCAACACCACACCCUGGACACCCUGGAGCAGGGGGUCUCCUCACUGAUAGACCGGCUGUCUCACACCACCCAGCAGGGGAGGAGCAAGUCCCCAAGGCACAGAACCACCAGCCCAGAUCAGGACCCCUGGCCCACCAAGAUCAGCCACUCCUUCAGUGGCUCCUCCUCCACUAAAGUCCUUUACUUCACCAACCACUCCCCCACGCCCUCCAUGGUCCACAUCCCGAAGAGGCUGGGGGAGGUGACACUGAAGGAUGUGAAGGAGGCGGUGGACUGCAAGGGGAACCUCAGGUACCACUUCAAGGCCCUGGACCCCGAGUUCGGCACCGUCAAAGAGGAGCUGUUCCUAGAUGGAGCCGUAGUUCCGGGCUGGGAAGGGAAGAUUGUAGCCUGGGUGGAAGAGGACCACGGUGAAGACAGACCCCCCUAGCGUGAGGAGCAGAGUCUGCUCGGUUUGAGGAGCCCGUCGCUCCAACCAGGCAGAGACGAGGACCAGGAAGAGACGCCUCUCCCUGCUCGAGAGCUUCAGGCUCACCGAAAAGUGUUGACUGACGGAGGAACAGACGGACGGACAGACAGACACCUUAAGCCUAGUGCCUUAUCUACUGAAAAAUAUGGUAUUCUGUGGCCCUCUACACUCCGUUCUGCACCGUUCUGCACGGCAGGACUACAAGAAGCCUUUAGUGAUCAGAAUUAAGGUUCCAUAUUAUUGAACACAAAUGAAUUGAAUUCAAGGAGAUUAUCCCCCCCCCCCCCCCCAUCAGGAUCAGAUUAGGAUCUGACCACAGCCUAUAAGAUUAAUUUAGUGUAUUGUUUCAGGGCUUUGGUACAUACGUUGUGCUGAACAUUCCCACCGUCAUGUCACAUGACGACGUGAGGCUGUGGAGGAGCUGUGCCACUAGUUCUUAUUUUGAUGGUCUGGUGGUUCAUGUGUUGGAGUCGCCUUCUAGGUCUCACUCCACACGCCAUACACUAGACUUCUGGUACUUUAGUGGAGCUCAUAUUACAAUGGGUUCAUUGGAAACCUCUCCAACCGCCCCUGGGGAGCUGUCAUACUACUGUGUUGUGUGUAUUGAGGAUAUCGAUGAGUGUGUUUUUGAAGAGUAGAGUCUCUGGGUUCUUGCCUGCUUUAGUAUUUCGUUGCAGUAUUCUACCACCAGCUUGACCAAGGACAGGGGAAGUGGUUUCUUAACGAGCGAGCCUCUGUCAAAGUGGAGAAUAUUUAAUCACAGUGAGUUAGCAGAACUGUUUCCUACACGAGGAGUGUUUCCUACACUUCCUCGUGAUGGUUUAUUGUUAUUCCACUGGUUCUCCAUCUUUCGUUAUCCGAUGGAAAUUUCGAUUUUUUUCUUUGAACAUAGAAUUUAGUUUUACCUUGCCUGAUGAAGAUGUGUGUGUGUGUGUGUGUGUGUGUGUGUGUGUGUGUGUGUGUGUGUGUGUGUGUGUGUGUGUGUGUGUGCACAUGCUAGAAAAGGCCCGGAAGCCUAUCAUAUCUAGAGAUUUUAAUGUAUUUCGCUUGAUUGAAAGACUUCAGAGUGAUAUCUUUUUUGCAACUAUAGAAUAAGGAUAUCGUUUGUUUGAAAUGUUUCACAUCAGGUUGAUUGCACCCUUAGACAUUCACACAAGCACACACACACUACUUUAUUGUAAAUGACGCUGGAUGUGUGAAGAUAAAGCUAGAAGAUGUGUGCAUAGAGACUCAGAGGAUGUAAUGCUUACUGAAUUCGCUGUAUUUUAAAUAUUUUGGUCAAGUACUUUUACGUUUUUCUUCAUCGGGUUGUUUGAGGAGAGAUUUACAUGCUGUUUGUGUGCAACUGCAUGUAGGUCCCAAUUAUGACCGCAAAGCCUCACUGAGCCAUUUUUCUAACAUACAGUGUGUGUGUGUGUGUGUGUGUGUGUGUGUGUGUGUGUGUGUGUGUGUGUGUGUGUGUGUGUGUGUGUGUGUGUGUGUGUGUGUGUGUGUGUACACCCACACACACACACACACACACACACACACACACACACACACACACACACACACACACACACACACACACACACACAAUGUAUGAAAUAAUGCAGUAAAAAUAACAUCCCGUAACAACUGUCUGUUUCUAACAAACAGGUAGAUAGAUUACACUGGAGAUAUACAUGAUGCUGGUGGUCAUAGCCCAUACUUAACAUUCUGAAGAUUGACUUGGUGUCAAAUGUUUCCUUCCCCCGCAACAAUGGAGAAAUGUGUCUUUAGCAUAGAGGAAGCCACCACAUACAUGCCAUAAAUGCCUAUAAGAUUUACGAUUUGCAGGUGAGAUGUUUUUUUCGUUUUUGAUUUCUUUCUUGUUAAAUAUGUGUGAAUACUGGCUCUAUGGUGCCUGAGUCUCCAACAUUAGAUGUUGGCAAUACUUAGUAUUGUGAAAUAAACAAGAUCUUUCUUAUAAAAGGAA
Messenger RNA from Gadus macrocephalus (Pacific cod), 4133 nucleotides. Its product is annotated as dixin-like. The coding region runs from base 227 to 2137 and encodes 636 amino acids. The record is from RefSeq and is a predicted model, not a curated record. Gene Ontology annotation, molecular function: protein binding. Gene Ontology annotation, biological process: canonical Wnt signaling pathway. Gene Ontology annotation, cellular component: cytosol. The transcript is spliced from 21 exons. Lineage: Eukaryota; Metazoa; Chordata; Actinopteri; Gadiformes; Gadidae.